Messenger RNA from Chrysoperla carnea, 1457 nucleotides. It is a transcript of the gene RNaseX25, whose product is annotated as ribonuclease Oy. Gene Ontology annotation, cellular component: extracellular region. NCBI's taxonomy places the organism in Eukaryota, Metazoa, Arthropoda, Insecta, Neuroptera, Chrysopidae. Gene Ontology annotation, molecular function: RNA binding; ribonuclease T2 activity. The record is from RefSeq and is a predicted model, not a curated record. Gene Ontology annotation, biological process: RNA catabolic process. The transcript is spliced from 2 exons. The coding region runs from base 130 to 1023 and encodes 297 amino acids.
CAAACACAAUGUAAAUCAAAACAUGAGCAGCUGACAAAUAUUUUUAUAUAAUUCAAAGUGAUUCUUACCAAUUUUAUCAAAAAGCGUAUACAAUUUUACUAGCCGAAUUUAUUUUUUUUGAAUUUUAUAAUGUUACUUUUAAAUUAUGUAUUUAUUGCGACAUUUCUAGUUUUAAUUAUUGGUGCACACACAUCAAAUUUAGAUGAAAACACGCAUUCAUUAAAUGAAAAAGAAUGGGAUAUUCUAAUAUUUACACAACAUUGGCCAGUAACGGUAUGCUAUCAAUGGCAAGAAGCAUCUGUUACGCAUAAAUGUUUAUUACCACCGUUAAACAAUACAUGGACAGUACAUGGUGUAUGGCCAACGAAAAUAGGUACAUUAGGUCCAGAAAAUUGUAAUACAACAUGGAAAUUUGAUCCCGAUCAAAUAAGUACUUUAAUGAGUCAAUUACAAACGUAUUGGAUUGAUAUUGAAACGCAUAAUAUGAAGCAUUCAUUAUGGAAACAUGAAUGGGAAAAACAUGGUACAUGUGCAGCCGAAAUACCUGAUUUUGAUACGGAGUUAAAGUAUUUUAGUAAAGGUUUAACGCUCAUUUAUAAGUAUAACAUGGAAUUUAUUCUUAGCAAAAGUAAUAUAAUCCCAGAUGAGAAUAAAGAAUACUUUGUUGAGGAUAUUUAUGAUGCAAUUGUAAGUGUUACUCAGAAAAAACCGUCAAUUGAAUGUUUUAAGGAUAAACAUUUAAAUCAAACAUUAUUGUGGGAAAUUCGUAUAUGUUUUGAUAAGAAUUUAGAGUUAAUCGAUUGUGAUGGUAUACGAGAUCCGAUAUAUCAUAUUAAGAAUUCAGCGAUCAUUACAAAUUGUAAACUAAAUACACCAAUAUAUUAUAAAAAUUUAGUACCAAUUAGACCUACGACACGGCCUACAACAAUCGAAUAUGAUGACGAAAAUGAGCGUAGAUCAUUUGUACAUAAAGUUUUAGAUAUUUAUAGAGUGUUAACUUUUCUUAGAUGGCUUACAUUAUAAAAAUUUAUUUUUUAUUAAUUGUUGACUGAAUGAGUAUCCUAAUAUUUAAAUACGAAAAAUACGCGGGCAAUUGCCGUUUACGGUAAUAUCGUAGACAAAGACAUUUUACUCAGACUGAAAAUUAAAUAUAAUAUUAUAAAAAGCUCACGGUAGUCUGAUUUGUACCACUGAAUAUUUGUAAUUUUAUGUCCUAAUAAUCAUUUGUUGGCAGUUUCCAAAUAGUGAUAGUAGACGAAAAUUAUUUUAUUUUCACGUCCAGGAUUUUACUACUUCUAUUAUUUUGUUGCACGAAAUAAGAAAGGAUGCUUUGUUAAAUGAUAAAUACAUUCUUGAAACCUCGUUAGUGGGACUUCUUUUUUACGAUUCUAACAAAAAUUUCUCUACGAUUUUUUUCGAAAGUCCUGCGUUUUUAAAUUGAGCGCGAUAACGUCAUA